AUGUGGAGAUUAUUAUGCAAGAAUGUUUCACUACAAAAAUCAUCAACAAUCUGUUUAUCAAGAACAAAGCAAUUAGUUAAUGUUACUAAACCAUUGUCAUUAAUUCAAUCGCGCAAUGUCACGAACAGUCGUUAUUAUCAUUACCGAAAUCGGUUGUUAUUAUUUUCAAGAUUAAAAUGUACACAACCAGCAACUUCACUGUUAUUGAACCCCUCACGUUCAUUUUCAUUUUGGAAAUUACCCUUUGUUUUGGUAACUACUUUACCCAUAAAACGUCGUCUAGGACUUAUCACUCUAGGUGGAUUGGGACUCGUCACAGUUUUCGUAUUUGGGCCUUUUCUUCUUGUAGGAGUUGGAGGACUUGCUGCCUAUGCCGCAUUUCGUUUUUGGCGAUUCAACCGACAUAUAAGGCAGCAACUGCCACAACAACAAAACUGGACUGACUUGUUUACUACAAUGAUUCAGCCUUCUUCCUUUUUAAAUUUAAACAAUAGCAUUACUUUGGGUCAACAUCAACAAGCACAACUUGAAUCAGAAGUGAUCCAUUAUUUUAAUAAUUGGGUGCAGUUUAAUGUAGGCCAAAUUGAGUUGGCAAAACAUGGCAUCUAUUUAGAUCAGCUUACAUCUUCCGACGUUUCUCUUCGUAGCUCAUCCUAUUCUACUGUAAAUACACUGAACAAGUCAAUAAGCAAGAUGAAUAUUGAAUUAGAAUUAGAUGAUGCGCCAGGAAACAUAUUAAUUGCUACUGCAGAGUUGGAUAAAGCAAAAAAUUUGGAAAUCAAAGAUAUUCAUUUAAUAACAGCUUCAGGAUAUAAUUUACAUAUUCCUCUUAGUAAUGAUAGUAGAAAAACAAAACGAAGAAUAAUUGAAGGUGAAUUUCAUGAUGUAUAG
This is a messenger RNA of Cokeromyces recurvatus, 891 nucleotides long. RefSeq lists its product as uncharacterized. The record is from RefSeq and is a predicted model, not a curated record. NCBI's taxonomy places the organism in Eukaryota, Fungi, Mucoromycota, Mucoromycetes, Mucorales, Mucoraceae. The transcript has a single exon. The coding region runs from base 1 to 891 and encodes 296 amino acids.